This is a messenger RNA of Pangasianodon hypophthalmus (striped catfish), 1260 nucleotides long. It is a transcript of the gene dus4l, whose product is annotated as dihydrouridine synthase 4-like (S. cerevisiae). The record is from RefSeq and is a predicted model, not a curated record. Bases 193 to 1095 code for a protein of 300 amino acids. Gene Ontology annotation, molecular function: flavin adenine dinucleotide binding; tRNA dihydrouridine synthase activity. The transcript is spliced from 6 exons. Gene Ontology annotation, biological process: tRNA processing. Lineage: Eukaryota; Metazoa; Chordata; Actinopteri; Siluriformes; Pangasiidae.
GGAAUGGGGACAGGGGGGACAUCAGAGCACGCGCACCACACGGACCGCUUUACUGUGAACACGCGCAUGAUCCACAGGAGUGAUUUCACCGCUGUUUAGACGUUUCACUGGUCGCUUGGUAACAUGAACGUGGUUCUGGUUUGCUACAUGUUCCUGUAAAUUCAUUAGAUUUCUUCUGAAAACAGCAUCAUCAUGGACUUAUUUGAAAACGGCAAGGUUGUGAAAGUUUGUGCCCCGAUGGUUCGCUAUUCAAAGCUGGCCUUCAGAUCCCUGGUCCGGAGGUAUGAGUGUGACCUGUGUUUCACUCCUAUGAUAGUUGCAGCUGAUUUCAUCCGCUCUGCUAAAGCCAGAGACAGUGAACUCACCACUGGCAGCUCUGACCGACCACUGAUCAUCCAGUUUGCUGCAAAAGAUGCUCAGACGCUUGCAACUGCUGCCUGUUUGGUCGCCCCUUUCUCAGACGGCGUGGAUCUGAACUGCGGCUGUCCUCAGAGGUGGGCCGUGGCAGAGGGCUACGGGGCGUGCUUAAUUAACAAACCACAAUUAGUCAAGGACAUGGUGAGACAUGUCAGGAACCAAGUAGACAAUCCCAAUUACGCAGUGUCCAUUAAGAUAAGAAUUCACAAGGAUGUGAGGAAGACCGUAGAUCUUUGUCAGAAGGUGGAAGCAGCAGGGGUGUCAUGGAUCACCGUUCACGGGCGGACGGCUGAUGAGAGACAUCAACCGGUGCAUUACGAUGCCAUCAAGCUCAUUAAGGAUAGCCUUCGCAUCCCAGUCAUUGCUAAUGGCGAUAUUAAAAAUCCCAGCGAUGUGGAGUCUGUGUGUGAGCUUACAGGAGUGGAUGGAGUGAUGUCUGCUCGGGGGCUACUGGCCAAUCCAGCGUUGUUCGCAGGCUAUGAACACACUCCGUUACAGUGUCUGUGGGACUGGGUGAAAAUCGCCUUGGAGCAAGGGACUCCAUUUACAUGCUUCCACCAUCACCUAAUAUACAUGUUAGAACACAUCACUUCUCAACCAGAGAGGAAGGUCUUCAAUGGUUUAUCAAGUACAUCAGCAAUCAUUGAUUAUCUACAGCAGACUUACGGCUCUUUAUAGUUAUGAAUACACAACUAUGAGAAAUACUGUCAACUUUUUUAAAUGUACUUUAAAAAAAAAUAAAGAUUGUUUUGAAUAAAUAUCUUCAUAUUUGUCUUUAUAUUUAGUUGGGGGGAAAAAUGCAAAUUAAACUUUGGUUUUGUUAUUUAAAAGGGAAAUAAUAUG